This is a messenger RNA of Maniola jurtina (meadow brown), 2148 nucleotides long. RefSeq names its product intraflagellar transport protein 80 homolog (gene Oseg5). Gene Ontology annotation, molecular function: protein binding. Gene Ontology annotation, biological process: cilium assembly. The transcript has 14 exons. Lineage: Eukaryota; Metazoa; Arthropoda; Insecta; Lepidoptera; Nymphalidae. Gene Ontology annotation, cellular component: cilium; intraciliary transport particle B; centrosome. The record is from RefSeq and is a predicted model, not a curated record. Bases 67 to 2061 code for a protein of 664 amino acids.
AUUUGUUUUCCGGUUGCCUUGGUUACAACUUUCAAACACUGCGAAGGUAAAAAAUUGUGAAUCAAAAUGAAAUUGAAAAUAUCUUUUUUUAAAGAACCAAAACAUGUUGGAGUUGUUUCUUGUGUUAGCUGGAAUAACACCGAAGAUGUAUUUUCAUGCGGAGAUGAUCAUAAGCUCCUUAAAUGGAACCUUGUAAAUGGUGAAUGUCUUACCGUAGCCACGUUACCGGAAGAUUUUUAUCCUACAUGUAUGCAUUUAUUUCCAAAAAUAAACGUUGGAGGAAACAAGCACCAGCAAGAUGUUAUUUUAAUUGCAUGUGCCGAUGGCAAGUUUCAUAUUGUAAAUAACAAUGGUCGGAUAGAAAAAAGUGUUACGGCACAUCAAGGCGCAUGCUUAGCUGCACAAUGGAGUCCUGAUGGAGCUGGACUUUUAACGGCUGGUGAAGAUGGCUUUGUGAAGGUUUGGUCUCGUAAUGGUCUUUUACGUUCUGUCGUAAUACAAUCUGAUGAGCCAUGUUAUAGUGCUAUUUGGAACCCUGAUAAUAGCUCUAUCCUGUACACAAAAGGAAAUUCACUUAUAAUAAAACAUUUAAACUCUAGCUCUAAGUUGAGUAAGUGGAAAGCGCAUGACGGUAUUAUUUUAUGCAUAGCUUGGAAUGCAAAUAACAAUUUGAUCAUAUCUGGCUCUGAAGAUGGAUUUUCAAAGAUUUGGGAUUCAUUCGGUCAGCAAAUUUCGGUGAGCGUGAAACAUGAUCAGCCGAUAACAAGCGUUAGCUGGUCACCAGCUGGCGAUAUGUUUAUAAUCGGCAGCUAUAAUUUGAUACGGCUUUGCAAUGCAAAUGGUUGGUCUCACUGUUUGGAACGUCCAUCAACUGGCAGCAUUUACAGCAUUGCUUGGUCAUCCGAUGGCACACAGUUAGCUGCAGCAUGUGCUAACGGGCACGUCUUGUUUGCACAUAUUAUUGACAGGGAAUAUACCUGGAAAAAUUACGCAUGUACGCAAGUUGGGAGAAAAGUUGUUGCCAUUAAAGACAUUCUUACCGAUCAGAACGACCAACUCGAUUAUCCCGACAGAGUUAUACAAAUCGCAUUAGGUUUCAAUCACUUAGUCAUAGCUACUGUGAAACAGUGUUUCAUACACAAGUUGACCUCAUGGAAUACACCUGUUACAUUUGAUCUCAAGGAAGGAACUAUUAGCAUGAUUUUGCUUGCAGAGAGAUGUAUGUGUGUGAUAGAACGAGCUGGUAUCUCCAUAUACAGUUAUAUGGGACGGUUACUUGCAAGUCCUAGAUGUGGAUCACGACCUGAAACUUUAGGGAGAGCUGCAGUAUCUUUGGGGCCAGAUUCUUUGGCCGUUAUUGACCAAACCGACAGAAAAACCAUCCAGGUGUUUGAUUUACCAACGGGAUUAAUUGUACGAAGUUCUGCUGAUAAUACGGUGACAAAAUUGGUUCAUAAAAUGACAGUAUCGAAUGUCGCACUAAGUCAAACUGGGCCAAUCAGUGAAAGACAACUUGCUCUCUUAGAUUACAAUAGGGAUUUGUAUGUUGUCACAGUUAAAGAUCCAAAAUCGAAGUUUGUUAAGUUAGGGUCUCAAGUGCUAAGUAUAGUAUGGAGUGCAGACACAGAGCUACUGGUCGGAUUACGAGCAAACUCUGCGGUCGCUUGGUGUUGCACUCGAGCUGCUACACAACCUGACUGGCUCACUCUAACUACUGUUAGCAAGGAUAUUAGUGAUCUAGGCCGUAAUCCCAGUAUCCUAAGUGUAGAAGAAGGCGUCGCCUGUAUCUGCCGUGGUAAUGGCUCACUACUGCACGUUUCACUUGCCGCCUUUCCUGAGAAACUCUUGAAACACGUUGCAGCUAAUAUGUGGCAGGAUGCAUUACACCUUUGCAGGACGGUAGAAGAUGAAACACUGUGGGCAUGUCUAGCUGUUUUAGCCUGGCAACACAAUCAGCUUGCUGUUGCUGAGGAGGCCUUUGCUUUGAUACGACAAUACUACCAAGUCUGUUAUAUACAGCAUUUGAGAAGUACGAUUCCAGAGAAGCUGUCAACUAAGUAAAUAGUGAAAAAUCAACCGUUUUAGAAUUUAUUACUUACCUACAAAAUUGUAUCUAAUAUACUUUUAAUACAAUAAAAUAAAUAUAAA